GGCCUGCUUUAUACAUGCAAUUGCCAUGUAAAAUGCCAUGGUGGUGUUGUGAUUUAUGUGUCGUGUGAUGAUUUCCCGCCAGUUUCAAACCCUCCUCCAACGGUCAAGAACCACAACCCAUCUCUUCCAACUCCAUUCUUCUCAUCGAUCAAAACCGCUCUCUGACAGCGACCAAUAUUCCAUAUCUCAGUUCAUAUUGUCCUCUUGUUCCAUUUCUAUAGAGUUUGCAAGAUUGAUCUUCGACAGCUCACCCAAUGACCCAUCAAUGUUUGCGUGGAACACAAUUAUAAGGGAAUACUCGAAGAGCUCAGUACCAAUUGAAUCAGUGAAGUUGUUCUCUCAGCUUCAAAGGGUGGGUCUUAAACCUGACAAAUUUACAUACCCUUUUGUUCUCAAGGCUUGCGGUCGUUGUUCCAUCGUUGGAGUAGGUGGGACAUUGCAUUCUUCAAUUUUGAAAACGGGUUUUGAUUCAGAUCGGUAUAUAGGGAAUACUCUUUUGAAGAUGUAUUCCGCUUGCAAUGUGAUCGGGCUUGCAAGACAGGUGUUUGAUGAAAUGAGUGAUAGAGAUGUCGUGUCUUGGAGCUCCAUGAUUGCUAGCUAUGUUGCUUGUAACUGUGCAUUGGAUGCUUUAAUAGUUUUCCAACACAUGAAGUCGGUAAAUGUGAAUCCAAACUCUGUCACUCUGGUUAGCUUACUCUCUGCUUGUAUUCGUCUGCUCAACAUGAGCAUAGGAGAGUCCAUUCAUACACAAAUUAUUGUCAAUAAUAUUGGACUGGAAGUUGCUCUGGGGACGGCACUUCUUGAGAUGUAUUCAAAAUGUGGACACAUAGAGAAAGCUUUCUGUGUUUUCAAUUCCAUGAAUGAAAAGAAUUUGCAGUCUUGGACGAUCAUGAUAUCUGGCCUCGCCAAUCAUGGCCGUGGGGAAGAUGCUAUUUCCUUGUUUACCCAAAUGCGGCAAACUGGACUACAACCUGACAGCAUGUCAUUUUCUGGAAUCCUGAGUGCUUGCAGCCAUUUGGGCCUUGUCAAGGAGGGGAAAAAGUUUUUCAAUGAGAUGGUAAGGAACUAUGAUAUCAGGCCAACAAUGGAACAUUAUGGAUGCAUGGUAGAUAUGCUAGGAAGAGCUGGGAUGAUUGAAGAAGCUUAUCAAGUUAUCAAGAACAUGCCAAUGGAACCUAAUUCCAUUAUACUCAGGAGUUUCAUUGGUUCAUGUAAAAACCAUGGUCAUGUUGUUUGUUUUGAUGAAAAUCUAAAGAAACUUUUGCUUCAAAUCGAGCCCAAUCUUGGAGCAAACUAUGUUCUUGCUGCUUGUGUUUCUUCUGUGUCGGAAAAUUGGAAUGAUGCUGCUGGCCUGAGAGCUGCCAUAAAAGGCAGAGAUUUGAAGAAAUCUCCUGGGUGCAGUUGGUUGGAAGUGAACAGUGAUGGUGCAGUGACAUUGGGCAUAAAGGUCUUGAAAUUCAGAACACCCCCAUGUCAAGAUCCAACAAGCCUAAGGCAUCCAGUCAAGUGGAGUUCACCUUGGGUAAAGGAAACCAACUUUCAUGGAGUUUGGACUGGUAAGAGAUCAUGUAGAGAAGAAAGACUAGCAGAGCAGCAACACCCCAUGCAGACCCUCCGGCUCUGUGAAGCGAGUCUUUCUCUGGCAACGAAAUGGAGAACGGGACUGUGUGUCGGUCUUCGCUCGAUAACCAGUGCACAACAAGCAGUAACACUAUUGGUGUGAGUAUGAAGAUUAGCUUGAGCUGAUACAUCAUGUCCUGAAACUUGGACUCAUAGUUUAUGUACCAUGUGAAGCCUAAGAUGAGGAACACUACAGCCAGUAAGAAGUACAUGUGGACUGGUAGAGAGAAAUAUUGGAGAUAAUCAUAGUAUGAAGAGUUAUAGUGUCUUG
Molecule: messenger RNA, 1891 nt
Organism: Camellia sinensis
Lineage: Eukaryota; Viridiplantae; Streptophyta; Magnoliopsida; Ericales; Theaceae
Product: pentatricopeptide repeat-containing protein At5g66520
Biological process (GO): RNA modification
Molecular function (GO): protein binding; RNA binding
Source: RefSeq, a predicted model, not a curated record